CUUGGUGAUAUAGCAGCUGAAAGUUAAAAUUUUAACAUCUGAAAAGGGUGAUAUCUCCUUGACGAAGUAACGACUAACGAAGUAAAGUAAUGGCAAUUCUAGACAAGAUUGAUGUGCCCUUUCGAAUUGUUAAAAAUGUUACCUUUCUUCGCUCAAAUCCUUUUCAUUCCUGAGGAGAAGACUGCUCAAUCUUGCUUGGAUGUCAUUUAUGGACGACCCCACAGACAAAAGAGUGUUUGAUGAUGCCUCUCCACCGUUGUUUUUUUGGUAUAUAAAUCAAAAAUUGAUUUAUGAUACGAGCUCAGUUAUCAGUAGCCAGUCGUCAAACUAUCAACAGAGGAGUCUCAACAGAGGAAUCCGCGACAUGAAGGAAACACUCUCAAUAACAGAGGUAGCUAGGAAGAAGGUAAAUUUAACCAUUGGAAAUGGCGGCCAUUGGUUCCACAGCAAGAAGGACCAUAAAAAUGCGCCAGAGGUGAACGAUUCGGAAUAUUUCAACAACAUGAACUACCACCGGCUCACAGCGGAACAGAUCAAUCAAUUGCUUGGCACCUCAUAUGAACGUGGUCUGGACAGUGCAACGGCAGCAAAGCGUUUACAACAGAACGGUCCCAACGAACUGAUGCAGCGUCGUCCGAAUUACGUCUGGAAAAUUCUCGGAUAUGUUUUUGGCGGCUUCUGUUCGGUACUAUGGAUCGGAGUCAUUGUCUUCUUAUUGUGUUGGAAGCCCCUUAGCACUCCUCCGAUUGUGCCAGAUGGUGUACCUAGUGUUCAAAACCUUGCUUUGGCUAUUCUUGUUGUCUGCGUCAUAUUUUUGCAAGCCUCCUUUUCGGCUUUCCAGGAUUGGUCAACUUCUCGGGUCAUGAAAUCGAUUCUAAAUUUAUUGCCCUCCGAAUGUAUUGUUUUGAGAAAUGGACAAAUCUCAAAAAUUUCGGCCAAUCAGUUAGUUGUUGGCGACAUUGUCCAUGUUGAUCUGGGCAACAAGGUUCCAGCCGAUAUUCGACUACUUCAUGUAUCCAACGACUUGAAGUUCGAUCGCGCCGUUUUGACCGGUGAAAGUGAUGCCAUUGAAGGUAGUACCGAUUUCACGGAAGAAAGCUUUCUGGAAACGAAGAACAUUGCACUGAUGGGAACACAUGUCGUUAAUGGCAACGGUAUCGGUGUAGUGGUGCUUACUGGUAACAAUACGGUUAUGGGUCGUAUCAAUCGAUUGACCAGUUCAGGAAAACAAAAGAAGACCCUGAUCCAAAAGGAAAUUUCCCGAUUUGUGCGUAUCAUUGUAUCACUGACGAUUGUCCUUGUUUCCAUAUUACUUACCGAAUGGCUGGUGUUCUUGAAUCGACUACAUCCCGAUUUCCAAAGUGUUGUCGUUCUCAUGAUGAAUCUCAUGGGCUGUGUCGUCGCAUUUAUACCGGAAGGAAUGCCCGUCGGAGUGGCUAUGACGCUGAUGAUGAUCGCAAAACGCAUGAAGCAGAACAACAUCUUACCGAAAGGUCUCACCACCGUCGAAACGUUGGGAUGUGUUAAUGUCAUCUGUUCGGACAAGACUGGAACUUUAACGCAAAACAAAAUGUUUGUGACUACCGUCGGGUUCGGUGAUGUGGAGUGCACGCCGGACGAAUGUCGUGAUAUUUUGGAAUAUUUGCCAAAAAAGCCAACAGCUAUCGCUUUUCGGCAGCUCCACCUGAUGACCUACUUUUGUAACAAUGCUACAUUCGAUGCUAGCACCAUGGACCGUCCAAUUCCGGAACGUUUGGUUAAUGGUGAUGCUACCGAUAGCGCUAUUCUUAGAUUUGCUGCUCAUCUUGGCACCGCUGAGAACGAACUUUCACAGUUUCGUCGCGUGUUUGAAAUUCCAUUCAAUUCCAAAAAUAAGUUCAUGCUCACCAUGUACCAACCUGGAGCCAAUCCGGAAACCAUGAACAAAAUUUUCGGUGCUAGCAACCGAUCUCUUAUCUUCGUUAAAGGCGCUCCCGACAUUUUGAUGUCCAAGUGUACACACUACUUGUCAGCAGAGACGAAUACCGUUCAACCAUUGACACCGGACGUAAUUUUGCGCUUGAACAAUCUCCAAGAGAAAUGGGCAAGAAAUGGUCAACGUGUUCUCAUCCUUUGUCGCCGCUUCUACACUCCCAUAAACUCACUAGAAUCAAACGAAUUGCAAGACGAAAUGGUCAACCACGCUGUUCAAGACUUGACAAUCAGUGGUCUCGUUGGUAUCAUGGAUCCUCCGCGCCCUGAAAUCAUAAAAACGGUGGCUGAUUGCCGUAGUGCUGGAUCUCGCUUCUUUAUGAUUACUGGCGACUUUGGCCUGACUGCUGCUGCUAUUGCUCGUGAGAUUGGAAUCUUUACCACAGAAAAAGAUCCCGAUAACUUUGAAAGCAUAUCAAACACAAAUAUUGCGUCGUUAGAUCUUGCACACAUGACUGGAAGUUUAUUGUUAACCGGAAGUGACUUGCUGAAGUUGGGAGAUCGUGAAUGGGACAUCGUUUGCCGAUACGAAGAAAUUGUUUUCGCACGUACUACGCCGGAACAAAAGUUGCAAAUUGUGAAGGAGCUUCAAAAGCGUGACCAAGUUGUCGCUGUAACUGGUGACGGAGUAAACGAUGCGCCUGCUCUCAAGGCAGCUGACGUCGGUGUUGCUGUUGUCACUGGCAGCGAUGUUGCGAUUGAAGCGGCCGAUUUGGUAUUGAUGGGAGGUUUCGAUUCGAUCACAGAAGCCAUACGAAUGGGCCGGCUUGUUUUCCAAAACUUGCAAAAGGUUAUUGGCUACCUUCUACCUGCUGGUUCAUGGUCGGAAAUUUGGCCAGUUUUGGUAAAUGCUUUCUUUGGCACUCCACUUCCACUCAGCUCAUUCCUCAUGAUCAUGAUUUGCUGUUUCACCGAUUUGUUCCCCUGCUUGGCUCUUAUCAUGGAAAAUGAAGAAUAUGAUCUGCUGUCACAAAAGCCUCGGAAUGCUCGCAAGGACCAUUUGAUCAAUUUCAAAGUGUAUUUGAAAUACUACGGAUUCAUUGGAACAAUGCAAACGAUUUGCUCGAUCGGAAUGUUCUUUCAUUUCAUGAAAGAAUAUACUGGCCUUGGUUGGAACGACUUUGUCGGAACGUACAGUAGAGGUCCGUGGGGACCACCUGGCAACGAGACAUUCGGCUGGGACAAGUCUGGCAAUCUUUUAACGGAGGAUCAAUUCAAUCUCAUCCAUUAUAGUGGUCAAAGUGUUACGUUCAUAACUUUGGUGAUUUUGCAGUGGGGAAAUGUGCUUUGCACUCGGAAUCGCAAGAUAUCAAUUAUCGAAGGAGAUCCAAUUCGUGCCAAACGUCGCAAUCUGUGGGUGUUCGCAGGCAUUUUCGCAGCAUUUGUCACGGCCGUAAUCGUUACCGAAGUUCCUUCAAUUCAAAACGUUAUGCAAACAGGAGCCAUACCGUUAAAAUAUUGGUUGCUUCCAUUACCUCUGACUUUUGCUGUCAUGAUGAUGGAAGAGACCCGAAAACUGAUAGUGAGAGUGUACCCUAAGAGCUUCAUUGCCCGAUUGUCGUGUUAGAUAUAGUAUGUGAUAGAUUAGGUGAAACCAA
This is a messenger RNA of Bradysia coprophila, 3569 nucleotides long. RefSeq names its product sodium/potassium-transporting ATPase subunit alpha-1-like. Gene Ontology annotation, cellular component: plasma membrane. The record is from RefSeq and is a predicted model, not a curated record. Gene Ontology annotation, biological process: intracellular potassium ion homeostasis; intracellular sodium ion homeostasis; potassium ion import across plasma membrane. NCBI's taxonomy places the organism in Eukaryota, Metazoa, Arthropoda, Insecta, Diptera, Sciaridae. Gene Ontology annotation, molecular function: ATP binding; ATP hydrolysis activity; P-type sodium:potassium-exchanging transporter activity.